ACGUCACGAAAAUACGGCCUGCUAAAAACACCAAACAUCUUGUUUACUUUUAACUAGCAGAAAACAAGUCAGAGCGACCGUCAAAAAUUACCCGAAGCCAGCAGUCUGCCCGGCCUGUCUUGGCUUGACUCUGCGCAGUUGAUUUUGUUUUAUUUAUUUUUAUUAUUAAAAGGGUAUUUUGAGAUUGCAAGCUACUGAUAAUAGGAUAACUUUUGAAAAAAUGAAGCGAGCUGAGAGAGGUAAGAAUCGAAGUAGAGGUGGUUACAGAAAAAGGGGCCAGUCAGCACAACAGGAUCGGAGCAGAGGGAAGUUUGAAGUAACUGAUGAGGAUACAAGUAACAUUGUUCAAAUGUCCCAAUUGCACAUUGAAUCCAGUGAGGAUAGUGACGAUAGCUCCUCAGAUGAACAGGCAACAUAUCACGAUGAAGUAUUACCUGGAUUGGAAAGAGUUGAUAAAGCACCCUUUCCCGUUGCCAUGUGGGAUAUGGACCAGUGUGAUCCCCGUAAGUGUUCUGGACGCAAACUAGCUCGGUUCGGUUUAAUACGAACCUUGAAACUGAAUCAAAAAUUUGGUGGUAUUACUUUGACACCUGUUGGCCAGAAAUGUGUGUCCAUGGAAGACCGUGAGAUAGUUGCUCAACAUGGAGCAUGUGUUGUAGAUUGCUCUUGGGCAAAACUUGAAGAAACUCCCUUCGCUAAAAUGCGAACACCGUUUCCUCGUCUGUUACCCUUUCUAGUGGCAGCAAACCCCAUUAACUAUGGAAAGCCAUGUCAACUGUCAUGUGUUGAAGCCUUGGCAGCUACAUUUUAUCUAACAGGAUUUAAAAGUGAGGCUAUGCUUUAUUUGAGUAAAUUUAAAUGGGGAAAAUCCUUUAUCUCUGUAAACAAGGAAAUCCUUGAUAUAUAUGCAUCUUGUAAAAAUAGUGCUGAAGUUGUAGCAGCCCAAAACUCUUACCUUGAGCGUGUUCAGCAGGAAAGAAGAGACCGAAGAGACUUCCCAUCAAGCAGUUCUGAUGAGACAUCAGAAAGUGAGGAAGAAGAACAGAGUGACCCAGCAAAGCAAGGAGAGGACCAGAAGCAGCAACAAGAUAAGCCGAUGAGCAUGGCAGAAGAGACUGAACAGGCCCCUUCUUAGAGUAGGCAAGCAGAUUGAAAUACAGAUAAUUUUUCUCGUCAAUAA
This is a messenger RNA of Frankliniella occidentalis (western flower thrips), 1180 nucleotides long. Its product is annotated as 18S rRNA aminocarboxypropyltransferase. Gene Ontology annotation, molecular function: rRNA small subunit aminocarboxypropyltransferase activity. Lineage: Eukaryota; Metazoa; Arthropoda; Insecta; Thysanoptera; Thripidae. The record is from RefSeq and is a predicted model, not a curated record. The transcript has 6 exons. The coding region runs from base 221 to 1135 and encodes 304 amino acids. Gene Ontology annotation, biological process: maturation of SSU-rRNA.